This is a messenger RNA of Plutella xylostella (diamondback moth), 929 nucleotides long. It is a transcript of the gene Ntf-2, whose product is annotated as nuclear transport factor-2. Gene Ontology annotation, biological process: nucleocytoplasmic transport. Lineage: Eukaryota; Metazoa; Arthropoda; Insecta; Lepidoptera; Plutellidae. The record is from RefSeq and is a predicted model, not a curated record.
AAUUGAAAUUGACAGGUGGUGCGGUGCGGCUGGUCAAGGUGUCAGUUUUUUUCGUGAAAACGGCUAAAAAUUCCGAUUUUCUAGAAAAUUGGAACAUUAACGUGCCUAAAAGUUAGCCUGGGACAAUUAUUUUAUAAAUAUGGCUUUGAACCCACAAUAUGAUGCAAUCGGCAAGGGUUUUGUGCAACAAUACUACGCACUAUUUGAUGAUCCGGCAUCGCGGGCGAGUUUGGCGAACAUGUACAAUGUUGAAACAUCCUUCAUGACAUUUGAAGGAGUGCAACUACAGGGAGCAGUUAAAAUUAUGGAAAAACUAAAUAGCUUGACCUUUCAAAAAAUUGGCAGACUAAUAACAUCAGUUGAUUCUCAACCCAUGUUUGAUGGAGGAGUUCUAAUCAACGUUCUUGGGAGGCUGCAGACAGAUGAUGACCAACCGCACGGUUAUUUCCAAACAUUUGUCCUGAAACCAAUAGGAAACUCAUUCUAUCUGGAACAUGAUAUGUUCAGGCUGGCUCUCCAUGAUGCAUAAGAUACCUGUGACGACGAUCCCCCGCACCCAUACAUGCAGACUUUUGUCCUGAAGCCCCUCGGAGAGUCAUUCUUCGUACAACACGAUAUAUUCAGACUCGGCAUCCACGACAUAGCAUAAACUGCCAAAACACAUCCAACCAACUCACUAGAACACACCUUUACUAUAAAGUUACGAACAGUUCACAUCGACGAUUGUGAAACUCAUCAUCUUUUGUUAUGAAUUAACGUAUUUAUAAUGUAAUGUAACAUUUUGCUGCUAGCUGAAUACCUACAUUGUAAUAUAAGCCACCAGCGUCUCAUCAUGUCGGCGCUGAGAUAGCCUUAGCCAAGUGAAUCUUCAUCAUUUUCAGUUACAUGUAUACAUUUUAUAAUAAAUACAUUAUAAUUUUUUAAAUAAA